CUGCGCGUGAGCGGGCGUAUUGAAAUGGCGGCGGCCCUGGAAACGGGUAGUUCCGACUCGGACGGCUCGGAGGAGCUGUCCCGGUUCAGAGAGGCGGCCUGGAGUGUCGAUGCUCGGCCGGCGACAGCUGAGACCAGUGAAGAGAAGAGCACUUCAGCGUCAACAAAACCAAGUUGCAGGCAAAAUCAAGAUAAUCAGCAGCACAAUGCAAAUGAGCUGCAGACAACACCAGAAUUCAGAAAUCACGUUGCUAAAAGGCUGGGCAUCUUUCUAGAUAGCAUCAUUACUGUCAACAAUUCUGGACCCUUUCUUAAGCAGCAAGCAGAGAUUGGUGAUGAUGAAGGUUUUCGAUUGUUUUCCACAUCUAUACCUGAGGAGCACAAGAAAUUCAAACCCUCAUCUCCAGUUAAGUGGAAGCCCCCACCUAGUUCAAGUGACUCAGACAGCGAAUUGGAGCGUCUGAAGGAAGCAGUGGUUUCGGGCAAUGACUUGCUUCAGCAAAGUUCCAUCAUCGGCAAUCAGCCAGAGACAAUUUGUGAUGAAGGCCCCAUUGAGGGCAAACUCAAAGAAAGACAAAAGAAAAAGAAAAAGAAAAAGCUGGCUGUUGAAGGUCAGAACGAUUGGAAAGGGGAUGAGGUAGAAGUUUUAAAGAGAAAAUCAAAACAGAAGUGGCAAAUUCUAGAAAAUGGACACAAAUAAACUGAAUUUCCUGAUGAAACUCUUAAGGGACAAGGACACCUCUUCAAAGCAGAAGGUGCUGAUGUUGAAAGAAGAAAGAAGAAAAGAAAGAAACUAAAAAAUGACAAACCUGUACUCAAAAUUCUUAAGAAAGAAAGAGUUGUGGUGGCAGAUUGGUUAUGACAGCUUACCACGUUCAUUGAGGGACUUCACCUAUUUCAAAGGACAGUGCUUACUCUAGGUGAUGUUUUUGAAGCUUUUCUUUUGUGUACUUUUUGGCUAAUUAUUUUGAAAUGAUAUGAAUCUCCAAAUGAGAAAAGAAAGCAAAGAUUUUUCUUUUUUGCACCCUGCCGUCUAGCCCUAGGGAAAAGGUCUUUCAUUGCAGAUCUUUUGGACUGAUUCAACUGAAUUGUGUAUAAUGAACUGUCACUUGAAAGAACUGUGAUUCUGGAGCUCGUUGUUCCACGUAUCUCCUAUUAUCUACCUGAAAAGAUAAUGGUUCCUUUAUUCAUUGCUGUGUCAAAUUGGUCUGAUCUAUGUUUGAAAUUUGAACUGCAGCUAUUUUGGUUUAUUUUUGAAUCUUGAAUAUUUUUUGCUUUCAUUUUUAAUUAUUUUAACACUAUUGUGAUUUAAAUACUGACUCAAAGAACCUUUGUCUAUUUUAAUUUUGUUGUCUUGCUGUUAAUUCUUAAGUAGUUUGUUUACAGCCACGUCACCAGUGCUCUGCUUUCUUUCCCAAUAUAUCAUCGGUUUAAAACAAUGCUUUUAUUUUUAAAAAAUCAAUAUCUUUGCAACAACACAUUGGAUGGUGCAGAUGGCAUGGAAAUUGCAAGAACAAAACUUCAACUGGUUUGCCCAACUGCUCUCAUUCCCAAGAUAUGUUGCUGUGUGAAAAAUUGCUUGAAUCAGUGUGCUACGUGAUGCUACAGUCUUUGCUAUUCAUCACACAUACCUUCGACGCCUCUCCUUCCCAGUGCUCUGGCCAGGCAUUAAAUCUUCAUGUGAGGACAGGCAAUGAGGUUCAGAAACCACAUAAAAUGUAUAUCUAAUUAUGUAUGUGUUAGACUUGAGUGAUAGUCCAUUUCAGCCAAGAGCUGUAGAUAGCAGUCAGACGUGGAUGCUUUCCCUUUGUUUAUUUUAAUAACAAAACUGUAUUUUUAGAUUUAUUUAUCAAAUGUACAGUGAAAUGUUAUUUGUACUAAGAAGCAACACACCCAAGGACGUGCUGGGGCAGCCCAUAAAUGUCGCCAUACAUUCCUGCACCAACCAAGCAAUGCCCAUUGUGCACAGCAGAACACGUAACAUACCAAACAACAAAGUAAAACUUGAUAAUGUAUGUACUCUGCAUUCUCACAAUUAAAUGGAUCCUUGGAAUAGAGAAAUUAGAGUUCAGUCCUUGUAUUGUCUAAUGACCUGCUCUUUGGAGGUUUGGUUAUUGCUACAGAGGGACGGACGGAGGCUUGUGUGGAACAUACCAAUGUGAAGAAUGAGCUGCACAUGAGAGAGAUUUGCAUAGGAGCUAGAUUAGGCUAUUGAUCAGGUCUUGCCAUUCAAUGAAGUAAUGGCUGACCUGAUGUUUCAUUUUUCUCUCCUUACAGGUGCUUACAACUACUGAAAUAGUAGGUUUUUAAUAUCUAAUUGUUGACAAAUUAUCUGAAGCUACUGUAGAUUCCGGUUCUUUACUGGAUGAUUAUUUCCUGUUAUUCCGUAGCACGAGAUGUGUCAAAGUUACUUGCUGUUUUGCUUUCCACUUUAAGAACCUUUUUAACAAACAAAUGUUUUCUUUUAAGAAGUAAAGGGCAAACUCGUCCCUUGUCCAGACCGGCUGGGUUAUUUGGUGUGUAUAAUUAGCUGAUCGUGCUUUCCAUUACAGUAGGACAUCAACACAUUCAUUCAUUUAGAGCAGGGAUUUCUCUGGCAAUUCAGAUUAAAAAGCCCCUGGAUAAAUUCCUGGUACAUAAAUUUCUCUAGGGAUAAAAUUAGGUUAAAGACAUUAAAAUCAUUUUACUUGGUCUAUUUUAGUGAAGCUGUUAAUUAUUUUCAUUGGGAGAAAAUCUUUGUCAAAAGGUAGUGACAGAAAUUUCAUGCAACACACAUCAAAGUUGCUGG
This is a messenger RNA of Mobula hypostoma (lesser devil ray), 2787 nucleotides long. It is a transcript of the gene c27h12orf43, whose product is annotated as chromosome 27 C12orf43 homolog. The transcript is spliced from 6 exons. The record is from RefSeq and is a predicted model, not a curated record. NCBI's taxonomy places the organism in Eukaryota, Metazoa, Chordata, Chondrichthyes, Myliobatiformes, Myliobatidae. Bases 25 to 699 code for a protein of 224 amino acids. Gene Ontology annotation, biological process: negative regulation of Wnt signaling pathway; Spemann organizer formation; Wnt signaling pathway.